AUGGAGAUGACAUUCUUCUUGAGGAGAAAGGAAAUUGUGCAGGACCAGCCACUAGUGUCAGCAAUCAAGCAAAGAUGGCCAGGCCUGUUUUUUGAGGAGGAGGUUUAUGCUGAAUUCUUCCGUAUCAACCGUAUUGACCUGAAGUCCACAUUCCUCACGUCACUGGACAAUCACACCAGGGGUUUGCUGAAAAUGUACAGAGCCAAAGUAAGACAAGGAAGGGGUAAUGACUUGGAGAAACUUCUGGAAAACCUGGAUGAACAGAUCACAGAUUUGUCUGCACGUAGAAGGUCUGCUGUUCUUCGUGGUCUUCCGCUGUACCUAAGAGAGCCAGCCUUGAUUUCAAAGACAAUUUUGGAUACCGAGGCACUGGGACCACAAACAAAGGGCAUGAAAAUGGGAAUAAUAGAAGUGAAGGACAGCACUACCAACUCAGGAUCGGAUCCCAAGGUGGUCAGUGUGGCUGUAGUUCUAGAAGAGGAAGUAGUCAUGGACAAUCUGGGAGACUUCACAAAUGCCUUUAUGAUCCUCUUUGGUCUGCUUUAUGCCCUAAAUAUGGAGUACCCCGAUGACUUAAAGUACACAUUUGAGGCAGUACAGAAGAUUUUUUUAAACCUGGGAAAGGAGUGCACGGCAAGGGUACAGUCUUUCAAGAACAAGUUGUUACAGGUGUAAUGAUUAUUACAAGUUUAUUUAAUUGAGAUAUUAUUUUCAUUGUGCACUUUUCUGGUCUGAAACAAGAGUCUAAUAAAAAUGAAUCAUUCUUGGAUGCAAACAAUCUUGGAGCUUUGCAAAAUUAUUUUACAACAUUUUUCUUUUUAUUUUAAAUUAUUUCUGUUAAAGCAAAUAUUUUAUUUUCGAAUAAGCCACUGGACUUUUUGACUGAGAAAUAUCAGUAUAUUUUGUUUUAUAAAGCAGAAGUCUAUUUUUCCAGUAUACUGUUUUGACCGAUUGUGAUAUUAGUAAGCUUUGUAACAUGAAUGUUAAGAGCACUGUUUCAUUCAUGCAUUUUGAAAUGUUAUUUUGUUAUAACAAUGCAGCAAUUGUAUAUUUGUUGAAAGAGAGUAGCUGGAUUGCACUUUAUCAAUGUUGAUAGUCUUUAACAGGUGUUUAAAGUAUACAUUAAAAAAAUGUAUUCAAAUU
Clarias gariepinus (North African catfish) is the source of this 1143-nucleotide messenger RNA. RefSeq lists its product as uncharacterized. The transcript is spliced from 4 exons. Lineage: Eukaryota; Metazoa; Chordata; Actinopteri; Siluriformes; Clariidae. The coding region runs from base 1 to 675 and encodes 224 amino acids. The record is from RefSeq and is a predicted model, not a curated record.